CGAUCUUCUUCAUUCCUUUGCUCGAGCAUCAUCAAAUCCAAAACAGCGUUCAAAGCGGGUGCACGCAUCUAGUUCUUUUUUUACUGUGUAAAGAAACGUGGCGUGCUAAACAGAAUAGAGAAAAAAAUAUAUCAUUUUCGGUGCAGCAAUUGAAACAGAAACGUUUUUGUUUUCUGAAUAUAGUAUUUGAAGUGAAGCUACACUUGUGUUUCUGCUCCGACAAAAAUGGCUGCGGCUAGUGAUAGUAUUCUGCAGGCGCUGGUUUUCGAUUAUCUUUCGAGGAAAGAUAAAACAUUCGCAGAAGUAUAUCAGAAGAAAUUUAAAUCGCCGGUCGUCGCUAAAGGUUCACCACGCUUAGAAGAUGUCGUAAAACAGUAUCAAACAUCCGGACCUAAGAAGAUCGCUGUAUCCAAGCCGACAGCAGAGUCUAGCUCUGAGGAUUCUUCCGAAGAAGAAGAGGAAGAGCAGCCAAAAACUCCAGCCAAGGCAGUUACAAACGGGAAAUCGGUGACGAAUGGAAAGGCAUUAGUCAAUGGCAACAAGAAAAACGGUCCACAGGCAACUCCCGUUGCAAAGAAGCAAGAAUCAUCCAGCGAUGACAGCUCGUCUGAGGAAGAAGCACCUAAAACGCCCGCUAAACCCGCCAAGACUCCAGUCAAAGCGACACCAGCUAAAGGUGCAGUUAAAGCAACGCCAGCUAAAACCCCAGCUAAGCAAACUCCUGCUGCUGCUAAGACCCCUGCAAAGAAAGAAGAAUCUUCAGAGGACAGUUCAGAAGAGGAUGAGCAGGAAUCGAAACAAGCAGUUGUUAAGAAGAAGACACCGGCUAAACCCGUCGUCCAGAAAGCCGAGUCGUCAGAUGAUUCCAGUUCCGAAGAGGACGGAGUUCCUGCAGUAAAACCGAUUGUUAACAAAAAAGCUGUUGCAACUCCGGCAGCUAAAGCUGCAGCGAAGAAAGAGGAAUCAUCAGAUGAUUCCAGUUCCGAGGAAGAGGAAGUUCCUGCACCGAAACCAGUUGUCAACAAGAAAGCGGCUGCGGCUCCGCUGGCUAAAGCUGCUGUCGCUAAAAAGGAUGAAUCUUCAGAUGAUUCCAGCUCCGAGGAAGAGGAAGUUCCUCCACCGAAACCAGUUGUAAACAAGAAAACUGUUGCGACUGCAGCGAAAAAGCAAGAAAGCAGUGAUGAUUCUUCCGAGGAGGAGGAGGUCGCCAAGAAGGUCGUAGCUAGCACACCUGCUGCUAAGCGACCGGUGCCGGCAAAGAAGCAAGAGUCAUCGAGUGAAGAUUCUAGCGAGGAGGAAGAGCAGCCUCCAGCGAAAAAGAAACCUGCGGUUGCUGUUGUACCGGCUGCAAAGAAACAAGAAUCAUCGAGCGAGGAGGAAUCCGACGAUGACGACGAUGAAGAAGACGAGCAGCCAGCGAAAAAAAUGCCAGUGAAAAAACCUGUGGCCAAAAAGGAGGAAUCUGAAGAGUCAGAUGAUUCGGAAGAUGAAGAACCAGAGGAAAAGCCGGCGGCCAAGCCGGGAAAGAAGCGUAAGGCAGAGGAAAGUUUUGAACAACCAUCGGCUAAGGCAGCAAAGUCAUUCCAGCUCUCUAGAUCCAAACCGGCAAUUGAAUCUCGAGUAGCCCAACUAGCACAACUAGCCAAGCCAAGCGGCACAAGUGACAGUGAAUCGGAUUCGGAUGAUUCGGACGAAGAAACAUCGACACCAGCAAAGCCUGUAGUGAAGGUUCCGCCAGCUAAACAACCUCUGAUUGUUGUUAACACUCAGAGCAAAAAGAAAGAAUCUUCUUCCGACGACAGUUCCGAAGAAAAUGAGCAAGAAUCGAUACCACCAUCUGUCAAAAAGAAUACACCAGCGAUAUCUUCCGCGAAACAGAACGAAUCGUCAGAUGAUUCCAGUUCCGAGGAAAAAGAGGCUGCUGCAGUGAAAUCAUUGGCCAACAAAAGAUAUGUUUUAGCUCCGACGAAAAAACAGGAAGACACUAGUGACGAUUCCUCUUCCGAUGAAGAAGACGAUAAGCCUAUGGUGAGCAGUACACCUGCAAUCAAACAACCAGCCCUGACCAAGAAGCAAGGGUCAUCUAGUGACGAUUCAUCCAGUGAAGAUGAAAAACCUGCAGUUAAAAAGAAUCCUUUAGUUUUGGUACCAACUGCAAAGAAGCAAGAUUCAUCUAGCGAAGAUUCCUCGGACGAAGACGAGCAGCCAGCUACUCCAGCUAAGCCACUUGCGGCUACCCCUAAAACGCCGGCUAAGAAGGAUAAAUCUUCUUCAGACGACAGUUCCGAAGAAGAUGAGCUGAAGUCGAAACAAGCGGCUGUUGCUAAGGCCGGACAGAAACGAAAGGCAGAAGAGAGUGAAGAACAACCUCCGGCUAAAGGGGCAAAGGCCAAUCAGCGUGGAUUUAUAAGUUUUGCCAGUGAUGUUCCGGAGAAUGCCACGAAACCAUCGCCUUCUGAAAAAUGGAAAUGCUUGAUUUGUAAAACAUUGAACCGACACAAAAAGACGCAAUGCAACGGUUGUAAAACCAUCAAAACCUUGGUUACAUCUAAAAACAAGCUGGAACAUUGCUGGGCAUGUUCAGGGUGCCAUUUUUUAAAUUUUGAGGACCAAACAAAAUGUCUGAAGUGUGGAACAAACAAUCCUGACCCUUGCGACAACAACGCUUCGCGUAAGAAAGGAGAUUGGAAUUGUCCGGAUUGUAACGCCUUGAACUAUUGCAGCAGGACUUCCUGCUACAAGUGUGGUAAGGAAAAACCUGUGUUGCCAUACAAACAGUGGGUGUGUGAAAAAUGCAAUAAUAUUAACUUUGCUCAUCGACUGUGCUGUUUCAAAUGCAAAGAACCGAGAAGAGUAUGGACAUGUGAAGCUUGUUACUAUGUGAACAAUAUCACAGACAUCAGAUGUGGUAAUUGUACGAAAGGCACAUUUUUGGUAAACUCUGAAGACAGACAGCGGAAGAGAUCUGGCCCAAAGAACAAAAGACUUCCCGGAGAUUGGAAAUGCCCGCAGUGUAAACGAGUAAAUUUUGCGAGAAAAUUCAAAUGCAUGAUAUGUUUUGAGCUCAAACCAAUCUAAACGGUCAACGUUCAACACACGCAGGGGAUCGUCCGAUCGUGGCUGCUUGUACUAUUUUACAUUUAC
This is a messenger RNA of Toxorhynchites rutilus septentrionalis, 3144 nucleotides long. Its product is annotated as nucleolar protein dao-5-like. NCBI's taxonomy places the organism in Eukaryota, Metazoa, Arthropoda, Insecta, Diptera, Culicidae. The transcript has 4 exons. Gene Ontology annotation, cellular component: nucleolus; nucleoplasm. The coding region runs from base 226 to 3078 and encodes 950 amino acids. The record is from RefSeq and is a predicted model, not a curated record.